This is a messenger RNA of Fomitiporia mediterranea MF3/22, 933 nucleotides long. RefSeq lists its product as uncharacterized. The coding region runs from base 1 to 933 and encodes 310 amino acids. Gene Ontology annotation, molecular function: RNA polymerase II cis-regulatory region sequence-specific DNA binding; zinc ion binding; DNA-binding transcription factor activity, RNA polymerase II-specific. NCBI's taxonomy places the organism in Eukaryota, Fungi, Basidiomycota, Agaricomycetes, Hymenochaetales, Hymenochaetaceae. Gene Ontology annotation, cellular component: nucleus. The transcript is spliced from 2 exons. The record is from RefSeq and is a predicted model, not a curated record. Gene Ontology annotation, biological process: regulation of transcription by RNA polymerase II.
AUGGCUGGUGGAGAACAGCACUCUUACGAUCAAUACGAUGUCGAAAUGCAUAGUGCUUCACGACCUUUGUCUCCGACCAUUUCUGACGGGCAGGGUGCCGAGUAUGAGCUUGAAAGCGUGACAUGCCAGUGGCAAGAUUGCGGGAGACCAUUUUCCCAGUUACAAGCUCUUAUUGACCAUAUUCAUAAUGACCACAUAGGAAUGAACAAAUCGAACUACACGUGCGAAUGGGCAACAUGUUCAAGGCGAGGUAUUCAGCAGGCAUCCCGCUUCGCACUUAUCUCCCACAUCCGUGCGCAUACCGGCGAAAAACCGUUCACAUGCCCCUUGCCUGAAUGUGACAAGUCCUUCACUCGUUCUGAUGCAAUGGCGAAGCACAUGCGUCUCCAACACAAUAUAUCACCUCCUCUUCCCGGCCGUGGUGGAAGUCGGAAGCGAAAACGCGACGAGGAAGUAGAAGCAGAAGGUGGUGCAGCCUUGAAAGUGGAAGGCAAUACUCCUACUGACUUGAGCUCUGGGGCUGCAUGGGCAGAUUACGAAGAUGGUCAAGGAACACCGCUACGUGAUGACCGUGGGGAUCUUAUCAAUCCUUCAGCCUCAGGGCGCGGUCGAAGCCCCAGCGCGUUGAGCAAUGGUUCUGGAGGUGGCGACGACCAUGAAGAUGCUCUUCCUGAACACCUGCUGCAACACAAGGACCCGACGACAGGCAAGAUUACGGAUCGGACACCGGCUAUGGUUCGGUAUCUUCUUAUGAAGGCAAAGCAUCGCUUUGUUCUGGAACAGCAUGAGAGUCUCCUAGAGGAGUUACGUGUUGUCCGUGCCGAGGAACGACGUGCCCGUGAACAGAAGGAAAUAGCCCUAGAUGAGGUGAUAAGAGCACAUCUCGGGUCAGUAUCUCACUCCGCCCUUACGAAGGUUACUCAUUUAAUUUAA